Molecule: messenger RNA, 1685 nt
Organism: Cebus imitator (Panamanian white-faced capuchin)
Lineage: Eukaryota; Metazoa; Chordata; Mammalia; Primates; Cebidae
Gene: TNIP2
Product: TNFAIP3 interacting protein 2
Exons: 5
Coding region: 98-1066 (322 amino acids)
Biological process (GO): cellular response to lipopolysaccharide; regulation of transcription by RNA polymerase II
Molecular function (GO): K63-linked polyubiquitin modification-dependent protein binding
Source: RefSeq, a predicted model, not a curated record
UGACAUUGGCUCUUUUAAUUCAGUAAACUGCACUUUUAAAUCCUCCACUUAGGAGAUCGAGAGGCUUACUGAGCGACUGGAAGAGAAAGAGAGGGAGAUGCAGCAGCUGCUGAGCCAGCCGCAGCACGAGCGAGAGAAGGAGCUCGUCCUGCUGCGGAGGAGCCUGGCGGAGGGGGAGCGGGCCCGGGCCGCCGGUGACGUUCUGUGCCGCUCCUUGGCCAGCGAGACCCAUCAGCUGCGGAGGACGCUGACCGCCACCGCUCACAUGUGUCAGCAUCUGGCCAAGUGUCUGGAUGAGCGACAGCAGGCACAGAGGAGCAUGGGGGAGAGGAGUCCUGGCAAGUCAGAACAUACAGGCGGGCCCGCCUCUGUCCAGAGUGUUAUUGAAAAGUUGCAGGAAGAAAACCGACUGCUAAAACAGAAGGUGACUCACGUUGAAGACCUCAAUGCCAAGUGGCAGCGCUAUGACGCCAGCAGAGACGAAUAUGUGAGGGGGCUCCAUGCCCAGCUCAGGGGGCUGCAGAUCCCCCAAGAGCCCGAGCUGAUGAGGAAGGAGAUCUCCCGGCUCAACAGGCAGUUGGAAGAGAGAAUGAACAGCUGUGCAGAAGUGAAGCAGGAGCUGGCGGCCUCGAGGAUGGCCCGGGACGCUGCGCUGGAGCGGGUGCAGAUGCUGGAGCAGCAGAUUCUCGCUUACAAGGACGACUUCAUGUCGGAAAGGGCCGAUCGGGAACGGGCUCAAAGUCGGAUUCAGGAACUGGAGGAAAAAGUCACCUCUUUGCUGCGCCAGGUGUCCUGGAGACAGGAUUCUCAAGAGCUGGACGCCUGCCGGACUCACACUGGGAGCAAAACUGCCAAAUACUUGGCCACCGAUGCAUUGGCGCUUAUGGUGCCACGUGGCUCGAGGCCUGGGACUGGGUCCCAACAGUUGGAACCCCCUGCAGAGGACGGGCAUCCUGGCGCAGCUCAGAAAGGCCAGGGGGACCUUCAGUGCCCUCACUGCCUUCAGUGCUUCAGCGACGAGCAAGGUGAAGAGCUCCUCAGGCAUGUGGCCGAGUGCUGCCAGUGACCGAGAUUCCACCCAUGCAUGCCCUUGCCACUCCCUGGCCCAGCGCAGCUGCCCUCAGGGAUAGGGUGGGUGCUCUCAACUCCAUGGAUUAAGUUCUACUGAGAUCCAAGGCUCGUAAAAUAGGUGUGGGGCACUGUGAUCAUUUGGUACCCCUUUGGCUAUGGAACAGGCUGGGUCACAGGGAACUGCCAGUGAGGCUAGAGGCUGGAGGUGGAGAUGGGGUCAGAAACAUCUGGCAGAGGGAGGUCCCAGUCUUGUGUCUCCAUCAGGCUGAAGCCAGCGAUCUGAUGCUGGCAUGCCAGCCCUCCCCUGCCUGCACCUGGGAAUGCCGCAGCUUGCCAGAAAGGGGUGGCUGCCUGUGGGAGCCACUCAUACGGUCCCCUGGGUGGAAGCCCAUCCUCUUCUACGGGAUAAGGUGUCUCCUCUCUGCCUGGAACCGGGAGGUUUGCCACAUGGAGUAUUGCGGCUGUGCGUCACACUAGGGCCACCCGCCAUCACAGAGCCACAUGUCUACACUGCAAAACAGCAUCGAAUAGCAUGUGUCGCAUAUCCAGAACUUAAAGCACACUUAUUUUGUUCUGCCUAUUUUUAUAAUAAAUGUUCUUGCCACUGUGACUGC